AUGUUGCUGCUCGACUACCAGAAUGUGCUGAUUCAGUCGGUGUUCACGGAGCGCUUCUCCGGAGCACCGCCCGUAUCCAUCGACCAGACCGUCUCCGACUUCGAUGGCGUCACCUUUCACAUCUCGACCCCCGAGUCAAAGACCAAGAUCCUGGUCUCCAUCCAGAUCCGCUGCUUCCAAGACUUGUUGCGCUACGGCGCUGAGGAAGUCCUCAACCGCGAGUACGGGUCCUACGUUGUCCCUCCAGAGCCGGGCUUCGACUUUUCCAUAUUGAUCGACCUGGAGAAUCUGCCGGCUGAGCAGGAGGCACGAGACGAGCUGAUCAAGAGCAUCUCCCUGCUUAAACGCAACGCCAUGGCCGCCCCGUUUGAGCAGGCUUACCAGGAACACUACCACCUGAAGCAGGAAGCCGCAAAAUUUACCACCGAGGAGGCACCCCAGGGCGUGCGCGAGGGCGGCGAGGUCAAGGCGAUCCACUACCGUGAGGAGGAGGCUAUCUACGUUAAGGCCAGCCACGACCGUGUCACCGUCAUCUUCAGCACCAUCUUUAGGGAAGAGACCGACCGCGUGUUUGGCAAGGUCUUUAUCCAGGAGUUUGUCGACGCCCGCCGUCGCGCCAUCCAGAACGCGCCUCAGGUGCUGUUCCGCAACGACCCACCGCUAGAGCUGCAGGGCGUGCCUGGUGUGAAGAACACCGGCACUGGCGAGAUUGGCUACGUAACAUUCGGUAUGUACCUACAUCGGAGAUGUGCGUACAUCCACUCCCGUAUGAGACGUCGGACGGCAGACUUCCUCCAGGUUCUCCGCAGAGCCAGGCCAGACAGCGAAGAAAAGGAGCGCAAGACAGCAAGCGGAAGGACCUUCAAGGCGGGGAGCUAA
Molecule: messenger RNA, 879 nt
Organism: Chaetomium globosum CBS 148.51
Lineage: Eukaryota; Fungi; Ascomycota; Sordariomycetes; Sordariales; Chaetomiaceae
Exons: 5
Coding region: 1-879 (292 amino acids)
Biological process (GO): actin filament polymerization; Arp2/3 complex-mediated actin nucleation
Cellular component (GO): actin cytoskeleton; Arp2/3 protein complex
Molecular function (GO): actin filament binding; structural constituent of cytoskeleton
Source: RefSeq, a predicted model, not a curated record